Messenger RNA from Carassius carassius (crucian carp), 721 nucleotides. It is a transcript of the gene mgst1.1, whose product is annotated as microsomal glutathione S-transferase 1.1. The coding region runs from base 159 to 626 and encodes 155 amino acids. The record is from RefSeq and is a predicted model, not a curated record. Gene Ontology annotation, cellular component: membrane; mitochondrion. The transcript has 4 exons. Gene Ontology annotation, molecular function: glutathione transferase activity. NCBI's taxonomy places the organism in Eukaryota, Metazoa, Chordata, Actinopteri, Cypriniformes, Cyprinidae.
CAACUACAGCGACGUCCCCGAGAAAUUCUAUACCUCCGUGGGAAUAUUACGCAAAACCGGUUGCAUUAAUAUCCCAGUUCGUUCAAAUUUCUUCUGACACGCCCACCACCAAGUUAGUUCAGGAGUGAGACGCUGUGAGACCAAACGGCUUCAAAAAGAUGGCAGAAGUUGUACACAUGAUUGACAGCGAGGUUUUCCUGGCCUUCUCCACAUAUGCAACCAUAGUCGUCCUCAAAAUGAUGCUCAUGAGCUUAAUGACCUCAUACUUUCGCUUGACUAAACAGGUUUUUUCAAACCUGGAGGACACCUCCUUGGCGAAGACCACAGAAGACAGGAAGAAGCUGGUCAGGGUUGAUCCCGAUGUGGAAAGAGUGCGACGGUGCCAUCUGAAUGACCUGGAAAACAUUGUUCCCUUUGUGGUGAUCGGUCUUCUGUAUGCACUCACCGGGCCUGAUCUCUCCACAGCUCUUUUGCACUUCCGGGUGUUUGUAGGGUCACGUUUCAUCCACACAGUUGCCUAUGUGAUGGCUCUGCCCCAGCCUACCAGAGGGCUUGCCUUUGGUGUGGGGCUGUUCACAACUUUUUCUAUGGCUUACCGGGUGCUCACCACAGCGCUUUUUCUCUAAUGGAUAACAUUAACUUCAUUAAAAACCAUUUAGUUUGAGCCGACAUGCUUUUUUACAAUGUUGCGUGAAAUAAAUUUGUUUAGGAACAAUUCUAA